AGGGUUCUUGGUUAGUGUUGACCUUUAGCGCCAAUUAUUUUCACUGGUGGAACGGUCGAUCGGUCCAGCGAUGGGGGACGAUCUGGGCUUCGAUCUGGAGUUCUCGCCAGCGGCGGCGAGGGUGUGCGUCGUCGGGGCCGGGGUGUCGGGGCUGUGCGCUUGCCGGCAUUUGCUCAAGCGAGGAAUUCGGCCCACUGUGCUGGAGGGCUCGUCCCACAUUGGCGGGGUGUGGCGGAGCAACAGCGUCGCCAUCACGCGGCUCCAGACGCCCAGCGUCGCGUACCAGUUCUCGGAUUUCCCGUGGCCGCCGGGCACGCCCGCGUUCGCGACAGGGGGCCAGGUGCUCGACUACCUCCACGGCUAUGCCGCCAAAUUUGGGGUUUUGGAGUGUGUCCGGUUCGAUUCUAGGGUUGUGGGUAUCCGGCGCGAUGGCGAUCGCGGGCCAUGGCAGCUUCUUGUGGAGCGCGGCGAUGGCGACGGCGCGGCGCGCGAGACGCUGGAAUUUGAUUUCGUGAUAUUGUGCGUUGGUCGUUUUGGAGAUGUUCCAAGGCUCCCAUCUUUCUCGCCUGGCCAAGGUGCCGACGUCUUCAAGGGAAGAGUGCUGCAUUCGACUGAAUUCUCGGCCCUCGACUCUGAGAAUGCCUCGAAACUUCUCCGCGGAAAUAGUGUCGUCGUCGUCGGCUUCUCAAAGUCCGCUUUGGACGUUGCCGCAGAAGCGGUUGAAGCGAAUCAAGGGAAACCGUGCACGCUCUUGUUUCGCAGAGCGCAUUGGAUUGUCCAGCAUUGGGACGUUUUUGGAGUGAACAUUGCCUAUUUGUUCGGAACAAGGCUAUCUGAGAUGUACUACCACAAGCCAGGCCAAGGUUUCUUUUCCAGCCUGUUAACCUCGCUCCUCUGGCCAUUGAAGUGGGCUACAUCUAAAGUGGUGGAAGUUUAUCUCCGGUGGACGCUUUCGCUAUCAAAGUAUGGGAUACUGCCCAGCAUACCAUUUUAUAAACAACUUUCUUCGUGCAAGAUAUCGGUAAUACCUGACAACUUCAUGGACUACGUGAAAGAGGGUCGUCUCAAGCUUUGCAAGUCGCCAAAGUGGCACUUUACAGCGACUGGAGUCAUGCUCGAUAACAAGCGCGAGUUGAAAGCAGAUGUUGUUCUGCUUUGCACAGGCUUUGAGGGCGAAGUCAAGCUCAAGGCUAUUCUUCCCGAAAGAUAUGCAGAGGUUUUGCAAGGACCGGACGGUGUAGUUCCAUUGUACAGAGGGAUGAUACACCCACGAAUUCCUGGGAUGGCAAUACUGGGUUACCAGGAGGAUGUCUCAAAUGUGAGAGCUUCAGAGAUGGGAGCUCGCUGGCUGUCGUACUAUCUAACUGGAAAGGUGAAACUUCCCGACUCUCAAACAAUGAGCAAGAGUGCCAACGAGUGGGUGCGCUACAUGAAGUGGUCGACCCCGUACUUCGACAGGGCAUGCGUAGCGUUGGCCAGGACGUGGCACAGCGACGAGCUGUGCAGGGACAUUGGCUGGAAUCCGAGAAGAAAGAAGAACUGGCUGCAAGAACUUCUCUCGCCGUACUCCAACAUGGACUACAUUGAUUGAAGAACAUGCCCGAGGUUUGCAAAGGAGGAGAGGAUAAGAAAGAAUUCCCUGUCCCACUCAUUAGGGGCACAGGAAAUGUGAAGCUUUGUUUUCGAAUAAGGAAGGCCGGCUUUUAAAGUAA
Messenger RNA from Selaginella moellendorffii, 1712 nucleotides. Its product is annotated as probable flavin-containing monooxygenase 1. Bases 71 to 1591 code for a protein of 506 amino acids. The record is from RefSeq and is a predicted model, not a curated record. Gene Ontology annotation, molecular function: N,N-dimethylaniline monooxygenase activity; flavin adenine dinucleotide binding; NADP binding. The transcript is spliced from 6 exons. Lineage: Eukaryota; Viridiplantae; Streptophyta; Lycopodiopsida; Selaginellales; Selaginellaceae.